AUGCCAGCGACGCAGACUGGAUUUGGAAACUUUUUCAUGGACAGGAGCGUGGCACCUGGAUAUCAUCAGAUGCCCGUUUUGGGAUGCGCUCCUCCCGCGGUGCAGGCGGCCCACAUGGCAGCAGCUGGCUUUCCACUCGCUUAUGGACUGCAGGGAUAUAACUUCAUCCCUUACGCGCACCACAGAGCUAUUCCACACAUGAGCAACGCUUUCGACUUGAAGGCCGCCUCUCCGUACCACCCAGCCCUCUUGGCCCGCGCCUCCCCGUAUUACCAGGCCUAUCGCCCGGUUGCAGCAGAAGACCCCGCCAGAGUCGCCAAAGUGGCCACCAGGGAAAGCACGGGCGCGCUGAAGGCCUGGCUCAACGAGCAUUUGAAGAACCCGUAUCCAACCAAGGGCGAAAAGAUCAUGCUGGCCAUCAUCACCAAAAUGAGCCUCACGCAGGUCUCCACGUGGUUCGCCAACGCGCGCAGGAGGUUGAAGAAGGAGAACAGGGUCAGCUGGGCUUCAAAGAGCAAGUCUGAUGAUGAGGAGGAGGAAGAGGAGGUCGAGGAGGAAGGCGACAGUGACGUGGAUGAGAAAAGUCUGCAGGGAGAUGUGGGGGAGACAGGCGAGGAGCUGGUGGAUGUUCUGGACACGACCGAGCAGCGGGUGAGCGCAGAGGACGCGCCCGGAAAGAAAGACUCAUGUGAAAGCAGCCCAGGCACGCCAACAGAGAGCAAAGACAACGCGCUGGUUCACAAACCCAAAAUCUGGUCUUUGGCGGAGACAGCCACGUCUGAACCCGCGCGUAAACCCGCCAUGGACAGCGCGCAUGUGGGGAAGCUCUGGGCGCAGUGGGCCUCCAGGAACGGGCUGUUUGUUCCAGCAGUGUACCCGGCGCCUGAGCUCCUAUAG
Knipowitschia caucasica is the source of this 897-nucleotide messenger RNA. Lineage: Eukaryota; Metazoa; Chordata; Actinopteri; Gobiiformes; Gobiidae. The record is from the annotation of a GenBank genome assembly.